Cylas formicarius (sweet potato weevil) is the source of this 5539-nucleotide messenger RNA. RefSeq names its product MYND-type zinc finger-containing chromatin reader Zmynd8 (gene Zmynd8). The transcript is spliced from 18 exons. The record is from RefSeq and is a predicted model, not a curated record. The coding region runs from base 152 to 5293 and encodes 1713 amino acids. Gene Ontology annotation, biological process: regulation of DNA-templated transcription. Lineage: Eukaryota; Metazoa; Arthropoda; Insecta; Coleoptera; Brentidae. Gene Ontology annotation, molecular function: protein binding.
AACCUUCACCGGUUGGUAGUCCUUAGCAUUACUAAUGUUGGAUAGAGUGUAGCAUCGUAGCAUAGUGCGUACAAUGAAAUAUAGAUCUUGUGGAAGUAUUAUGUUGAUAUGUAACACAGAUUGUUAAAAGCAAAAUUUAAAAGAGUAUAACAUGACCGAUAGCGCCGUUACGUCGCUUACUGAAGAGAACCAUGAAAACAAACCUGAAAAUGCAACCAAAAGGAAAGAUGAUACUAGUGAGAACAUGGAAAGUGAAAACGAAACGGAAACUAGCCCACCAUCCCGGGAGCUAAAGCUGUUAUUAGCCCUGUCAAAAGAGGCAAAACUAGAGACAAAUUUAUCCCGAAAACGAAAGUCACUUGAACACCGUAAAGAAUUAUCUACAGAUCUUGCUAAAUCGAAAAAUUUAACUGAAUUGAAAUAUACCAAAUUUCCUGUUACUGCUGAGAGUGAACUUGAAGUUGAAUAUCAUAGUGGUCAGGAAGGAAAAUCAGAAGACAAAGUUGUUAAGAAGAAAAAGUUAUCUUUAGCAUACACUUACAUUGGUGGGGAAAUAGACGAUCCUAAAAAGAAAAAGUUAUCUCCCUCACAUGCCCACUUAGGUGUUGAUAGUGAUGAUUCUAAAAAGGCAAGAAAGUUGAUUAAAUUUAAGGCAAACAAAGAUAUGUUUUGCUGGAGAUGUCAUAAAGAUGGAGUUAAUAUAUCAUGUGAGACUUGUGUACGAAGUUAUCAUCAAAAAUGUUUAAAACAAACUGUAGAUGAUGCUGACCAUUGGCCAUGCCCUGAGUGUGUCUCAAUACUCAAAGCAGAAAGCACUUCUUCACGAUCAGCUGCUUUAAAAGGAAUGACUUUGGAACAUUUAUGUAGUUUAUUGAAGUUUGCUGUUACUAGGAUGAUGCAAUGUCAGGGAUCCCGACCAUUUAUCCACCCAGUAAAUCCCUCAGAAUUUCCAGAUUAUAAAAGUUAUAUUAUCCAACCUAUGGAUUUGACUUUAUUAGAGAAAAAUAUUAAAGAAAAUUUGUAUGGAAGUACUCAAGCAUUCGAAGCAGAUGCAAAGUGGAUUUUGCAUAAUAGCAUUAUUUUCAAUUCAUAUCAGUCAAAAUUGACAACAGUCGCAAAAUUCAUAAUAAAAAUUUGCAAACAGGAGAUGGCGGAAAUUGAAAACUGCCCCACUUGUUAUUUGAAUGCAAAUACUAAGAAAAAUACUUGGUUUGUUGAAGUUUGUCCUAAACCACACCUGCUAGUCUGGGCAAAAUUAAGAGGGUUCCCAUACUGGCCCGGGAAAGUUAUGGUUUGUAAAGAUGGGAUGGUUGAUGUUAGAUUUUUUGGAGCUCAUGAUAGGGCCUGGGUACCUGAAAGAGAAUGUUUCUUGUAUUCUCAAAAAGAUCCAAAUGGUUUCAGGCAAAGAAGAACUGAUAUUGAACAAUGCAUCGAGGAACUUAAUAUCCAUAUCGAAAACUUAAAAAAAGUUUAUGGAGAGUUCUGCUUUCCCCCGUUUAAAACUCCUCUUUCUCCCGAUAACGAAUUUCAACAGUUGCGAAUUUUUUUACCGCAAUAUCGGGUAAAAACAUAUAAAAACAAAAACAAGAUUCGUAAGUCUGCAACAAGUGUUGUGGAGAGCGAUGAAAAAUCUAAUAAUAGUGAUCAUGAAAUGAAGGACGAGGAAGCAGAAAGUGAAGAAAAUCCUAAAAGCAAAGAUAUUAAAAAUGAUGAAGACGUCAUGGAAGGAUAUGGUACUGAUGAUGAAACACCUCCGGAAAUUAAUACUGAAAUUAGGAAAGAGUUAUUGACGAAUUCUAAAAACAGUGACCGCAUUGAAGUUGAGACUGAAGAUACCAUCAUUGCUUCAAAAAGUGAAUUGCAUGAAAGUUUACCAACAAAGGCGGCUCUUAAAAGUUUUCCAAGUGAUAUUAAGGUAGGCUCGCGUUCGUCUGAACUGAAUACUGAAGUGGAUGAAAAAUUGGAUAACUCAUCGAGAUUAUCCCGCAGGAACAGCGAAGCAAAAAGUGAUUCCAGUCGAUAUUCAAAUAUUUCAGAUAAAAUUAAUACGGUUGAUGUAUUAGAACAAAUUGAGAUAAGUUUGCCUUGCAUCAGUGGCGCAAUAAAUCGUUCACCACAAAAUUCUGAAAAUUCAAGGAUAGAAAAUAAUUUUACUGAAAAUAAGAAAAAACCCGUUCAAAUUGAUAUAAUAAAUGCUGAGCUUUCAUUGUCUCCUCCAAAAGGGCUCAAAAUUGUUGAAAAACUGAUCAAACGACUUUCAAAUGAAGAGGAUAAGAUAAAAAGACACUUAGAUGCUGAAAACGCCAAUUUAACAGAAAAUCAAGAAUUAGUGUCAUCUUCGCGUGAGGAAGUACCUACUUCUUCCUUCAAGGGUAACCAAGUAGUUGAUGACAAUAUUGAUGAGACAGUAAAAGCAAUUAAAUCCGAUCAGACGAAUUCAAAUGAAAAAAAUGAAGGUAUUCAUAAGGAAACUGAUAUAGAGGAACCUGUCAAUGGACAAAAUGUUAAGGAGAAAAUCGUAAAUCAAGGCGAACAAACUUUACCGCAAGAAACGGGUAAUAAAAAUAUUGUCGAUCUUUUACAACAAGCGCACUCCAGUAAAAAUAUCCUAUUAAACGAUCAAUCAUUCAAAAGUGAACAAUUUAAAAAUGUGAGUGAAUCUUUGAUGACAAAUGAUAAAAACGCGGGCUCCUCGCAAAAAACAGAUGAAGUUCAGUUAGAGCAUAAAUCUGGGGAAAAGUUAUCAGAGAAUGCGCUAAAUGAAACCCAAUCUGACAUUUGUGUUGGUUCCACUACAAAUGAUGGAGAAAAUAUCACCAACAAAACAGAGAGUGUUAGAGGUCUGACUUCACAUCUUGAUGAAAGCGACGAUUCUGAAGAGGAAGAUAAUCGAAAAUUAAGUGAGCUCCAGCUUGAUAAGGAAAACAUUAUGAGUGUUAUACAUUCAUCACUUAGCGGAAGCCAUUCAUUGGUAAAAAUAACACCUAGUAUAAAAGAAACGAUAAAUAGCCCAACAGACAGACAGGCAGAUCCGGAAAGCAGAAAACGCAAGACAAACAACCAAGCUGAUGAACCAAACAAAAAGUUAAGAAUUAUAUCAAAUCAAAAAGUUAGUAUGAAUAUUAACAUUGCUAGUAACAAUGAGGAUUCGGCCCAUCAAUCUUGCCAACCAAACAAGGAGUGUUCAGUUUUACUGCACGCUCUGCAAUCUAAGGAUAUAAUACGUAAAUGUCCCUCCACAAAUGAUUCGUCUGGCGCUGUAGCUGGCAAUCAAUUAACAUCUGAAGCGCAUUUUGAAGAAAUAAAAAGUGAGCCAGAUACCGACGUGGAAUAUGUCGGUGCUGAAAAUUUUGAGGAAAAGAAAAAGUACUUGUCUGCAUUGAAUAUUCUGGAACGAAAAACUGAGAUAGAAGAAAAAAGUGUCCGUAAUGAGAUAAGAACCCGUUCCAAAGUUGAAGAGAAGAGAGCAAGAAACAGAAUGGCUGAUAAUUUGUCGAGAAUCAUAGAUAGUGUGGCUACUAAUGAACGAAACGGCAAAUGUGAAAAUGAAUCAACACUGCCACCACAAAAGUCGGUUCCUCUCGUAAAUAAAGAUAAGCCUGGCAAGGGAGAAAAUGGCGAAAUAUUUGUUAAAUCGUUUGCGCGAAUGGGAACCAAAGCAAGAGCCCGUAAAUCUUUUCCUGGGAGUUACGCCGUCAAUGUUUCGAAAAAAAUACCCAUUACUGCGGCAUCUACCAGUGAUAAUAAUCCUGAAGUAACUAGUAGUCUGAAGGAAAAGAACCCAAAAAUUGCAACAUCGCCAACGGUUAAUUCACACGUAGACUUUAUACAACCCAACAAAAGUUAUUUAAUUGUAAAACAACCGGCGACUCAAGACCUAAUACUAUUUCCGUCAAAUCAAACAAUUAAUAAUAAUAGCACUCCCAAAUCUAUGGAAAAUACGUUGGUGAGUUCUGUGUCCAGCAUACAACCACAAAUUGCGCCAAACAGUAUCACAGGAGAAAACUCGGUAAAUGUUCAAAAAUGUACUCCAAGCUAUAUUUCUUUACAUACGUUGUCGACACUGUCAACCAUGCCAUUUCGCACUGAUGUGGUGCAGUGUACUUCCAAUGCGAGUCAGCUUCAAAAUACUUUAAUCACUAGCGGUACCGCCCUUAGUACGAUGGCGUUAACAGGAGGCACUACAACAGGUCCCACGGUCACCGCUCAAACAUGUACAACGACCACCACGACCACACUGCGGAACACACAUGUUACCGCUUUUGAAACUCAAGAAAGCACAGUUGAGAGCUUUGAAGACGACGAAUUUCGUAUACUAAAUAAUCUUAUUCCAGAAGGUGUCAAUAAGGUGGUUAGUGAGCUCAUACAAAGACCACCUCCUAAAUUGAAGCCUCGGCCGCCUGGAAUGUUAAGCACCAUAUUCAGUGAAGGCACUCCGAGUUCUGCUGGCGACACGACAGCCAAAAUUAAUUCGGUUGCCCAUAGGCUUAGCGAUUACUUCCGAGGUAUGCUUAUUGAAACAUUGAAUGACUUGGGCAAAUCAAAUAAUCCGGACGCAACAAUCACUGGUUUGAAACUGGAAAUCGAGUCUCUUAAACAUAAACACAGCAUUGAGUUAUCUGAAAUCGAGAAGAAUAUGUGUACCAUUCUUAAAGAUAUUCAGAAAAGUAUCGUCGACGAUAGAGAGAGGAUAAUUCAAGAAACGCGGGAGGCUUGCGAGGCUGAAACUGUAAAAAGGAUUGAAGACGCCAAAUCCAAACAAUGGUGUGCCAGUUGUUCAAAAGAAGCCCAGUUUUAUUGCUGUUGGAAUACGAGUUAUUGUGAUUAUCCAUGCCAGCAAAAACAUUGGCCAACUCAUAUGAGUAAAUGCACCCAAAAUAUGAACAGUAAUUCCGCACAAGUUGCCCAAGGAGGUAUUCGAUCGAUAGGGCAACAGUUAAUCCUAAGGCCUACAACAGCUCCUUCAAAAGUGGCAAUUUCGAGAACAUUUUCGAAACCCAUACAGAAGGUGUACUUGAAUCGGAACAUUUCACCUUCAAAAACGCUAAGAGUGCAAACCCCGAAUGGAAAUUUUCUCACCGUGGUCGAAAGUUCUCCAGGAAACUACCAACUAAUGGGAAAUUCGGUCGUUAGGUCACCUCAGGGCAUUGCAAAUUUAAAAUGCUCAAAUACGUCAUCAUUGUCGUCGAGUUCGAUAACUUUCACUCAGCCAAAACAUAACACUGCAAAAAUGUCGAAGGCAGUUUCUCACUCUGUUCCAGUUUCGACGGUAGUGGAGGACGAUUCUGAUUGAGGGAAGUUUGUUAUUAGUUUUUAAGUUGUUGUGGUUUAUUAAAGAUUGUGCUUAGAUUUAUUACUUACACUGUGAAUAAGUAGAGCCGAUAAGAUAUGAAUAUAUAUGUUUUUCAGCUAAUUUUUUAGUUUCUGUAAACUAUCAUAACUAGAUAUGGAAGACUUUUUAUGUAAAUUUGGACUCUGUGAAUCUUUAUACUUAUAUAUAGGUCAAUAAGUUUUCUGUAAUAAACUUGAUUCGAAAUCG